GUCGGGUCGCCUUCUAGCCAAUUUUCAGUCGAUAUGUCCUCGUGCAAAGUCCGUCAAKACAUCGGAAGAUUCUCGUCAAGUUUGUACGUUGUCAAGGCAACAACAAGUAAUUACAGCUUGUCAUAUUGAUCUAUCUCAGUCCAAAGAAAGACAACAGAACACAAGUUUCACUAACAAACCUAUUAAUCUAAGCUGCAAAAAAUGAGUAUUAGGACCUACAACCACUCAGUUCUUAUAGGAAACUGGAAUGAAGACAUCUGCUUGGAAGAUGAUAAAUUAAAAGAUUUCUUGGAUAAAAAAGAAAGAGGAGAAUUGCUGAUUCAAAAAGCAAGUAAUCUUCUAGGGAAUAUUUUGAAAAAGAUUGAUCUUUCAAUAUCACACGAUGGCUUUCUACAUUUUGGAGACGUURUCUGCUUAUAUAACCCUGCAUUUGAAGUCUUUCUUGCUGCAAACAUGUCUGAAAGCAAGAUGCACGAAGCAAAGUCUCUGACAGGGCCCUGUGAGUUAUCAGCAACUAAAUCACUUGAACCUUGUGUCAGAAAUGCAUUUGUUAUACUCAGCCCUUACCCAAACCAGGAAGGUCAAGUUCUACGGUAUGGUCAACCAUUUCUUCUAAGUACCCUCCCAGGUGUUGGAGGAGAGUUAAAAGUCCAUAGUGACAGAGUAACAUUCAACAAGUCUGCCAAGAAGUCCAGGAAACAAGAAGUCUUACUUACAGAAGACACAUCUUUCACAUCUCAUUGGAAUUGUUUAUGUUUCAAUCCCAAGGAGCGCCUUGAAAGUGAUGGCAUGCCAGUAACGGCUAAUCAAAGACUUAUCAUAAACCACUGUAAAACCAACCAAAAUCUUGCAUGUUUAACAGAAUUCUCAUUUCGRACACCAUUUGGUCGUGAGUUUGAAGURGUAUCACAUUCUCUGAUGGAUUCACAUCGAGCAGAAAUGCCUGCCAACCACUGGGUCAUUUUAACUCGUAUGGUGGAAGAYGCUGCACAACAGCAUGAACUUGAAAAAGAGCAAAUGCUAAAACCCAGUGAAACUCUKGAGRCAUUYAAUGAGCCGCCUAAAGCAGGUCCCUUCCCUGUUGCUGAGCCGCCAGAGAACCCUGUAUCUAUCAAUGGAGUGUAGAUAUAAAUUAUAUAUUGGUAUAUAGAUAUGUGCAUAUGAAUUGGAGUGAUUUUAUAGGGUUCUGGAUAUUAAUCUUCAGGUUUAUUUGUAAAAUUAAUACAUUAUUUGUUAAUAAACCAUAUAUAUUGUUGAAUUGA
Exaiptasia diaphana is the source of this 1262-nucleotide messenger RNA. RefSeq names its product cilia- and flagella-associated protein 161. The transcript is spliced from 8 exons. NCBI's taxonomy places the organism in Eukaryota, Metazoa, Cnidaria, Anthozoa, Actiniaria, Aiptasiidae. Bases 202 to 1125 code for a protein of 307 amino acids. Gene Ontology annotation, biological process: cilium assembly. Gene Ontology annotation, cellular component: motile cilium. The record is from RefSeq and is a predicted model, not a curated record.